ACGUUCUGACGUUCCCCCUGCGUCUGACGCCACUGACGUCGAACGGGGCUGUUUGUUCUGGAUUCAGGGGUGAGGAAGAUCUGCGCGCGCUGACAACCGACAGAAACCCCCUCUACCCCCCUCGUCAACCAACCAACCCAAGGAAGACUGGCCCCUCUCUCCUGCCCCCCUCCAGGUCACUACUCCACCCCUCCAUUCUGGGAAAUAUGACACUCCCUCUGGACUAGACCAACAGACCACAACAGACAAACAUAGAGUCCAGCGUUUUGUGUGAUGGCCUGAGAGGGCUUCCCAGUCUAGCCUGCCUCCUCUCCCGGGUCCAAACUGUCUGACUGGGACUCCCCCCCUCCCCGCCUGCUACGCCCUGCCUCCGUCGCCAUGGGAGACGGCCUGGAGGCGGGCAGCAGCUUAGACCCCGCCCCCCGCACCCUCUCCUGUGACCCCCCGCCCCCUGAGACAUGGAACCCCUCGAGGCCUAAACGACAGACCAACCAGCUACAGUACCUGUUGAAGGUGCUGUUGAAGACGCUGUGGAAACAUAACUUCUCAUGGCCCUUCCAGGCUCCCGUAGAUGCCAUCAAACUCGGCCUGCCUGAUUACUAUCAGAUCAUCAAGGUUCCUAUGGAUAUGGGGACCAUCAAGAAGAGACUGGAGAACAGCUACUAUUGGAACGCCCAGGAAUGUAUACAAGACUUCAACACCAUGUUCACCAACUGUUACAUCUACAACAAGCCUGGUGAUGACAUAGUGUUGAUGGCAGAGGCUCUAGAGAAGAUGUUUCUUCAGAAGAUCUCUGAGAUGCCCCAGGAGGAGACUGAGAUCCCCAUGGUUACCAAGGGGCGGAGGGCGGGGCAGAGAGAAGCAGGUCUCCUGUCUAAGUCUGACUCCGGCCAGGAUUCAUCUCCCUCCUCCACCCCCCACACCCGAGUUUUCUCCUCCCCGUCGCCUGGCCCUCAGACUCGGGGUCUCCCCGUAUCCCAGGGGCCCCCCACCCUCCCCCUUGCCCUCCCCCCUCAGUCCCAGCCCCCUCGCGUUCCCCCCACCCCUCCCUCCCACGCCCCCCAGCUGGGACCCCCCUUCCUCGUCAGCCCUCUGGAUGUCCUGGCCCAGAGCCUCACCUCCGUACCCCACCACCCCCCAGCCCUCCCAGGCCUUCACCCUGCUGCCCCACCCAUCCUCCAGAGCGUCGCACCGCCAGCUAAGCAGAGGAAGAGCCAGAAGAGGAAGGCUGACACCACCACACCCACCGCCAACGACCAGCUCAGCGAGUCGUCUCCCGUGGCGACGGAGCCCCCCCGCCCCCGCCGUGAGAGCAGCAGCCGCCCGCUAAAGCAGCCCAAACGAGACCCCGCCCAGCCCGACUCCCAGGGGGUCCCUGGGGACGGAGCGUUAACGAGUCACGGCGGGAGCCCCAAGCGCCAGGAGCAGCUGCUGUUCUGUGGCGGUCUUAUCAGAGACAUGAUGUCUAAGAAACACAUUGCGUACGCGUGGCCCUUCUACAAGCCUGUCGACGCGCACGCCCUCGGCCUCCACGACUACCACCACAUCAUCAAACACCCUAUGGACCUCGGAACCGUCAAGGAUAAGAUGGACAACAGGCAGUACAGAGACGCUCAGCACUUUGCUGCUGAUGUCCGGCUGAUGUUCUCCAACUGUUACAAAUACAACCCCCCAGACCAUGACGUGGUCAACAUGGCACGCACACUACAGGACGUGUUUGAGAUGCGCUUUGCCAAAAUGCCAGACGAGCUUGAGGAGACGGCCCCCCUCCCCUCCCCAGCCCUCAAACCCAUCCCCUCCCCUGCCCUCCACCCUCUCCCCGUCCCCACCCUCCACCCCCUCCCCACCCCCUCGGCCAGACAGCCCCCUGCCCCACGACCGCCCUCCUCCUCCGAUGACAGCUCCUCCUCGUCGGAAUCAGAAUCCUCCGAGGGAGGUUUGGAACACGAGAGAACACAGAGACUGGCUGAACUACAGGAACAGCUCAAAGCUGUUCACGAACAGCUGGCCGCUCUGUCCACGCCCCAGGCCACCAAGCCCAAGAGAAAAGAGAGGGAGAAGAAGAAUAAAGACAAGUACAAGAAGAUAGGAGGGGAGGAGCCAUCGGAGAUCCCGCCCCCUGCCAUCCUCCAGCCAAUCAGAAAGAGCAAAAACAGCAAGGAGCCGGUGACCACGCCUAAGAAGAUCAAGAAACCGAGUAAAAAAGAAAUGAUGAAGAACAGUCGACCGGGCGCCCCACGUCAGACAGGCUCCACCCCCCUUGCCCCCUCAGCCUCGCUGGAGGCAGAAGAUGACACGAGUGUGUUUGUGGGCGGGGCAGCUGACAGGUGUAAGCCAAUGUCCUACGAGGAGAAACGCCAGCUCAGUCUGGACAUCAAUAAACUGCCCGGCGACAAGCUUGGUCGCGUCGUCCACAUCAUCCAAUCACGAGAGCCAUCGCUCAAGAACACCAACCCAGACGAGAUAGAGAUCGACUUUGAGACGCUGAAACCCUCGACGCUCCGAGAGCUGGAGAAAUAUGUCUGGACCAGCCUUAGAAAGAAGAAGAAAUCCCAGCCAGCAGUAGAGAAGGCUCUGGAGGUGACCAGUGUGAUGAAGAUGAAGACAGGAUCUUCAUCAGGCAGCAGUGACUCCUCUGACAGCGACGACACAGGGCUGGCCCCCCAGCAGCAAAAGUCCUCCUCUAGCAAUAUAUACUGUAAGAGACCCCACCAGUCCAGCAGGGGCGGGGUCAGCAUCACUGCCCCUCUGGACCCCUCCUCCUCCCCCCAGACCCCCCUAGUUCAGUCCAAACCCCCCCAGCAGCAGCAUCAACACCCCUUCGCCCCCCCUCCUCCUCCCUCCAUCCCCACUGUCCCCGUGACCUCUCUGGACUCCUCUUUGACCUUUGACCCCCUAGCUCACUUCCUGGCCCCCCAUCUGAGCCAGCAGGUGGGGGAGCACCGCCAUAAUGAACUGGGGCCCCCUGCCGCCGGACCCCCCCACCUCAACGCUGCCAACACACACACACACCCGGCCACACACACCUCUGAGAGCACACAGCCCUUCCUCAACCAGCAGGCCGUCAUGCCCUCCGUCAUGCUCUCCCCAGCACUCCACAACGCUCUCCCCCAGCAGCCGUCCCGCCCCAGCAACCGAGUGGCCCCCAAACCCCCUCAGCCUCCCCCCUCCUCCGCUCCUCCUCCCCCCCAGCCCUCCCUCCACAUUCCCCAACCCUCCCUCCCCAUUCCCCAACCCUCCCUCCCUCGCCCUUGUGUCCCCUCUCCCCCCACCCCCCACGGAAUCCUGGGGGUCUCGGCCCAACCCCCUCAAGCCCUAUUUGAGGACGACGAGGAGGCGGUGCCCACUAACUCUGAAACCCCUCCCCUCCCGCUCAGCCAGAUGCACAUGUACCUGCAGUCGUCUCGGCCCCCGGCACACAUACACCCCCACACACAGUCUCCUGUGCGGGUCCAGUCUCAGCUCAUGUACCGGGCCCCGGCCCACACACAGUCUCCUGUGCGGGUCCAGUCUCAGCUCAUGUCCCGGGCCCCGGCCCACACACAGUCUCCUGGGCGGGUCCAGUCUCAACUCAUGUCCCGGGCCCCGGCCCACACACAGUCUCCUGUGCGGGUCCAGUCUCAGCUCAUGUCCCGGCCCCCGGCCCACACACAGUCUCCUGGGCGGGUCCAGUCUCAGCUCAUGCAGGCCAUGCAGACUCAGUCACAGGCAGCGGCCGCUCCAACCCAGCAACAGCAGAGGCUCGCAACACAUCCUCACUCACACCCUCACUCACACAUGCAGCAGGCGGGACAGGGGAUGUCGUUCCCCCAGCAACAGAGCACCAUGCACCCGGCACAGAAAGGGCUUAAGCAGAUACUACAUCCACAACCAUCACCACGGAUCAAAACUGAGCCUUUCAAUACAGGUCCUCGUAGGGAGAGCCCCUCCCCUCUGAUGAUACAUUCUCCCCAGAUGCCUCAGUUCCCACCAAUGAGACAGUCCCCUUCCCAGCCCAAGAAACCUAACCAAAGGGUGAAAGAGGAGAAGCCGCUCCGCUCCCCGGUGCUGCCCCCCUCCCCCUUCAGCCCCGCCCAGCGACACCACAAACCACAAGACAACAAACACACACACAGAUCAGAUGUGAAGCUAUUGGACGGUUCUCAUCCUGGGCUCUGCCUCCCGAACUCCCCGGCCCCUCCCCCUUCCCAUCAGGACAGCAAACUGAAGCAGGAGGCUAAAACACCCAUCACUGCCAAGAAGACACAGGAUGUGAAGUUAAAGAACAUGGGUUCUUGGGCCAGCUUGGCCCAGCGUUUUCAGUCCACCCCCGCCUCCGCUGUCCGCUCGUCUAGCGACAGCUUCGAACAGUUCCGUCGCGCCGCCCGAGAGAAGGAGAGAGAGAAACAGAUAAAAGCACAGGCCGAGCAGGCCAGGAGAGAGCAGGAGAAACUACGUAGCCGUGACGACGAGGACUCUGUGGAGCAGCAGGGGAGGGGGCGUGUCCAGGAGGACUCUCGUCGUCGCCAGGAGCAACUUUCGCCUCAAGCCCCCACGCCCCCCGCCUCAACCCCUCCCGCCGACUCCCCACAGGCCCCUCCCACUCAACAGGCCACACCUCCACCCUCGGCCGCAGCACAGAACGCUAUGGACCAGCAGAGGGAGCAGGCGAGACGCCGCGAGCAGGAAAGGAGGAGGAGAGAGGCGAUGGCGGACACCAUUGACAUCAACUUCCAGAGCGACCUGAUGGCCAUCUUUGAAGAGAACCUGUUCUGAGAGAGAGAUAUUGAGAAAGGAGGAAAGGGAGAGAAAGAGAUAUGAACUCUACCUUGUCCCACCAUGGCUGGGAUUUCACACACAACACCCCCCCUUCCUCCCUCUCUUUGAUUAGAGACCUCAGAGUUCCAGAGACUUGAAGGAGACUGAGGUGAGGUACAGUAAUAAGGUGGAGCCCCCCAGCGGUGGAGACCGGGAGUACAGCUUCCACUUUUUUUGCAAUUUCAGAUGCGUUUUUUGUGUCUAACUGCCCGUUUAUCGUUGAUGAUUGGUUGUUGCCGUGGGCAAUGGUGAAACCGGAUACCUAUCGAUAAACAGAUAUUUGAACUCCUCUUGUAUUCUGAAACGAAACCGAGGGAGGAGGGGAGGACUGAGAACUAUUACCUGAAAAUAAAGAAGAAGAAGAAGAAAGAGGGUUUAAUGUAGAAAGAAGAAGAAGAUGAACACCUGACGAGAGAGAGAGGGAGGGAGGGGCGGGCGAACGAGACGACGGACAGACUUCUUUCUCUUUGAUUCAUUUCUCUCUUAAUCUAGUAUUUUUCUCUCCCUGUUUUUUGAUGUUGGGUUUUAAGCGGGGUGGGUGAGGGGUUGGGGUUAGGGAGGAGAUGGGGAGGGAGAAGUGGGCGGGCUGUGUGUGUUAUCAUGUUUGCGUCCCAAAAGGGCACCCUAUUCCCUUCAUAAAGUGCACUACUUGUGUCCAGGGCCCAUGGGGAUCUGAUCAAAAUUGGUGCACUAUAUAGGGAGUAGGGUGCCCUUUGGGACGUUUCCCCUGAGAUGGGUUCAGUUUCUCUCCGGACAGCAGGAUGAACACCGGGGUCACACCCCAACACUAUAAAGAAGCACCCUUCCUUCUCACUCUCCUUGUUCUUUGUGACGUCACUGACUUGACACAACUUGAAAGUGUAAAAGCUUGAACUCCAUUUUUUCAGUCAUGUCUGAUUCAUUGAUUAUUUCAAGAAAGGAGGCAGAGAGGGAAGAAAGGAGGGAAAACGAGGAAGGAUGAGUGAAGAAAGGAGGGAGAGAGGGAAAAGGAGGAAGGAUGAGUGAAGAAAAGAGGGAAAGAGAGGAAGGAAGAGAGAGAAGGAGGGAGGGGUACAUUUUAAAGGUGUUGGAAUGUGGCUCUUGCCUUACAGCUCUGACCUGUAAAUGAACACAAGCCACAGAUUAUACAUAUAUAUAUAUAUAUUAAUAGAUGCAUAAAUAUAUAUUAUAUACGAUAAAGUCCCUAAAAAUAAUUGGAUUAUGUUGUUGGGAGGGAGAAUGGCUUAUCUGCCUUGUGCUCAAUUCCCUUUUGUUUUUUUAGAGAAUUGACUGUAAAAAAAACAACUUUUUUAUGAUGCUAUAAAAAAUAGUUUUGUCUAGUUCAUAACCACCUUUCUCAUCCUGUUUUUCUCUGUAUCAAGUUCAGAUAUUCAAGAGUUUAAAGACCUCUGUUUUUAUUUAAAUAUCAAAUAAUUUCUGGGUAACAAUUAGGUACGUUACUGUGAUUGUUUUCAGUUGAAAUGGCCAAAAAAUAAACAAAAAUAGAUUCUUAGCAAAGAGCAAUUUCUCAAGCAAGUAUUUUGCUAGGACUGUCUGGGAGUGGUCUGAGUGGGGAGGGGAAACUGAAAAGUAGCUGUUAUUGGCAGAGAGAUUUGGAACUCUUUCUUAUUGGUCUAUCAACACAUUUUCCGCCUGGUGAUGUCACCAGGCAGGCCAAAACUCCAUCCCACCAAAACAGGCAAAUUUUCUUUUCAAACAGCUCUCACACUAAAAGGGCAUUAUCAUCAUUUUCACAAUUUAACAGUAUUAUUCCAGCCUUAUAGUGUGGAAAUAAAUAUAAAACACAGGAAAAUCACGCUUUUGACUGCACUGGCCUUUAACUACUUAACUGUGUUCUACUGUUCUGUAGCUACAUCCACCUGCUACUACACUUCCUUUCUUCUUUAGCUUCUUACUCAUUUUCUUUUUUAUAUUCAUGUCCAUCUGUUAAUCUCUCUCUCCUGUCAUCAUCAUCUUCCUCUACCAUCCGUAUCAUAGCUUUUAUUUAGUUUUUAUUCCCUUCCUGUUCUUUGUUAAAUUUUUCUGCUAUGUUUUUAGUUUCCGUGGUAACAGUCGGGGUUGUUGUCAUGUGCCAUAGCUCUAAGUUUUCUGGCGGCGUGGCCUGCGGUGUUGUCAUGUCCAGAUAUACAUCAAACCCCUGUAUACAGCUCUACAUACACUAUCUGUUCCAUUUAUUCUUUUUGGGAUGUUUUUAUUUAAUUUUGCCCCCUUUUUCAUAUUUGACGGUUGUUUGUUUUAUGUUUCUUGUCAUUUUUUUUGUUUUGUUUUCAAUCACCCGUUGGUAUGUUGGUGAGUGAGGUGUUAAGGUAGAUGGAUACAUUCUGUUCUGAUUAUGGAGUAAAACAGCUCUUUUUUUUAAAGAAAAGUAUUAAAAUUAUAUAAAAAAUUA
Molecule: messenger RNA, 7186 nt
Organism: Salvelinus fontinalis (brook trout)
Lineage: Eukaryota; Metazoa; Chordata; Actinopteri; Salmoniformes; Salmonidae
Product: bromodomain-containing protein 4-like
Exons: 23
Coding region: 379-4755 (1458 amino acids)
Biological process (GO): chromatin remodeling; positive regulation of transcription elongation by RNA polymerase II
Cellular component (GO): chromatin; nucleus
Source: RefSeq, a predicted model, not a curated record